Molecule: messenger RNA, 771 nt
Organism: Daldinia loculata
Lineage: Eukaryota; Fungi; Ascomycota; Sordariomycetes; Xylariales; Hypoxylaceae
Exons: 1
Coding region: 109-660 (183 amino acids)
Molecular function (GO): gamma-glutamylcyclotransferase activity
Source: RefSeq, a predicted model, not a curated record
GUGGGGACGUUUGGUGUCACUACCGAUAAAUUUUUGUCCGCAUCCCGGCCGUAUGCCCCACUUAUUCAUUCCGUACCUACUUCAAACAACAUUCUACUACGAGUCGUAAUGGCGUCUACUAGUAAUGAUGAACUCAAUGGAGUUCUAUACUUCGCCUAUGGCUCCAACCUCUCUUCAGUACAAAUGCGCAAGCGGUGUCCCAGGUCUACACCCGUCGGCCUUGCGUAUCUAUCCGGCUGGACAUGGAUUAUCAAUGAGCGGGGCUAUGCCAAUAUCGUGGAGGACAGGACCAAAACAGGGGGCAUCUACGGUAUCAUCUAUCGUCUACAUCCGGAUGACGAAGAAUGGUUAGAUAUGAACGAAGGCGUUCCAUGGGCUUAUGAACGGCGAUUUAUCGAAGUUGAAGGCUUGACAACUACGUCUACAGCGAAAGGCGAAGGGGAGGAGGAAGUUGAGUUAAUUGAUCAAGGAAAAACGUCUAAGAAGAUUCGGGCCCUUGCAUACAUCGACUUUCACCGAAUCCGACCAAGUCAUCCAAAAAACGAAUAUAUUUGCCGUAUGAACAACGGAAUCGAGGAAGCUAUGAUGCAGUGGGGACUACCAGAGCAGUAUGUUGAUUCUGUUAUAAGGCCAUCCAUCCCUGCUGGGGAUAAGCAAUAAAUUUCAGACCACGAUGGUUGCGAGUAAGCUUUUGUUGAAAUGAGUGGUCAAGGGACUACUUUCAGGUACAGUACAUGGUAUCUUGGCAUGGAAUGUAUAUAUAAGAAGGAC